AUGGUAUCUACACAUGAGCUUACUGUCCCUACAGGUCAAGCUGUGCGCAAUCCAGUCUCGUACAUCAACGAGCGAUUAUCUGGUCACAUUGAAUGCCAAGAAGGCCUAGACGCCGCUCAAAGCUUGCUCAAAGAAAUUAACAGCUUAUGCCAGACGACGAGCUUGCGUCUUAAUGGGAUCGUCGAUGGUAUGCUGAGACUUGCACCCCGCCUCAAUUAUGAUGUCGACGCAGUGAGCCAAAAUCAAGGUGCUCUACAGACCAGCACACAUACUCUAGCAGCUGAUACUCAGUCCGGGUUGUCACACAUCGGGGAUGAUUCUGUUCACGCACUGGAGAGAUUUCAUUUGGUACAAGAGCGUCUUCGUGGCACAGAAGACGUGAUUGCUCAAGUCCAUUCUAGUCAAGGCUACCUCAAUUUUAAUAGCUUUAGAGAGCAUCUAAAGCUUCGCAACUUCGAGGAAGCACUCAGCUAUCUACAGCACUUGGCACGACUGAAUUCGAUUCUCAGGGACACCGCACUCUACAAACAACGUGCGGAGGAAUUACGCAGCUUGCAAGACGAGUACGACAACUGUCUUAGGACAACGACUUCGACGGAGGCGCCGAUUUCUAGUGCUGAUGACACCUCGGCACGGCCAGAUCCCUCCAGUGCCAUCGAAGAGACUUAUUACUCCUUCAUGAAAAGGUUUGGUCCAAGUAUCAGAGAGCCUUCGCCUAGUAUGCCAAAAUAG
This is a messenger RNA of Protomyces lactucae-debilis, 732 nucleotides long. RefSeq lists its product as uncharacterized. The record is from RefSeq and is a predicted model, not a curated record. Lineage: Eukaryota; Fungi; Ascomycota; Taphrinomycetes; Taphrinales; Protomycetaceae. The transcript has a single exon. The coding region runs from base 1 to 732 and encodes 243 amino acids.